This is a messenger RNA of Dromaius novaehollandiae (emu), 6134 nucleotides long. It is a transcript of the gene ABCB7, whose product is annotated as ATP binding cassette subfamily B member 7. NCBI's taxonomy places the organism in Eukaryota, Metazoa, Chordata, Aves, Casuariiformes, Dromaiidae. The transcript is spliced from 16 exons. Gene Ontology annotation, molecular function: ATP binding; ABC-type transporter activity; ATP hydrolysis activity. Bases 50 to 2308 code for a protein of 752 amino acids. The record is from RefSeq and is a predicted model, not a curated record. Gene Ontology annotation, cellular component: mitochondrial inner membrane. Gene Ontology annotation, biological process: intracellular iron ion homeostasis; transmembrane transport.
GGCGAGCCCGCCGGCGUCCCACAAUCCCCUGCGCGCGCUCCCUCCCAAGAUGGCGCUGCUGGGGGCUCCGCGGAGCCUGGCGGCGGCCGCCUGCCGCAAACGGCGGCUGCUGGCCCUCGCCCUGCCGCGGCCUCCGGCGGCCGCCGCCUGCGCGCACGGCUGGGCGGCGGGGAGCGGGCGGCAGCGGGCCCGGGCGGCCCCGCGGAGCGGCCAGAUUCCACCAAUAUGCAAACAAACAUCGUGGCAGAGUCUGGGGAGAGGUUAUUCAAGACCAUUAUUAGAUGCUUCAGAGAUGCUCCAGAGGUGGCAACUGAUAGAAAAGAGAAUGUGUUGGCAUGGUCAUGCAGGUGGAGGACUUCACACAGAUCCAAAGGAAGGGUUGAAAGAGAUAGAUGGCAAAAAGAUUAUCCGAGCAAUGUUGUCUUAUGUGUGGCCCAAAGACAGACCCGAUCUGCGAGCCAGAGUAGCCAUCUCUCUGGGGUUUUUAGCAAGUGCAAAGGCCAUGAAUAUAUUGGUUCCUUUCAUGUUUAAAUAUGCAGUAGACAACCUCAACCAGAUGUCUGGAAACAUGCUGAACCUGAGUGAUGCACCAAAUACAGUCGCAACCGUGGCAACUGCUGUUCUCAUUGGCUAUGGUAUCUCAAGAGCUGGGGCGGCCUUAUUUAAUGAAGCUCGAAAUGCGGUAUUCGGGAAAGUAGCUCAAAACUCGAUCAGAAGGAUAGCAAAGAAUGUUUUUCUGCACCUUCAUAACCUGGACUUGGCAUUCCACCUAAGCAGGCAGACAGGAGCCCUGUCAAAAACCAUUGACAGAGGCACGAGAGGCAUCAGUUUUGUUCUUAGUGCUUUAGUGUUUAAUCUGGGACCUACCGUGUUUGAGGUGGCACUAGUCAGUGGAAUUCUGUAUUACAAAUGCGGUGCGGAGUUUGCGUUAGUAACCCUGGGGACGCUAGGAGCCUAUGCAGCGUUCACGAUAGGAAUUACGCAGUGGAGAACUAAGUUUCGAAUCGAAAUGAACAGAGCAGAUAAUGAUGCAGGUAAUGCUGCAAUUGACUCGCUGCUAAAUUAUGAGACUGUGAAGUAUUUCAAUAAUGAAAAAUAUGAAGCCCAACGGUAUGAUGGAUUCUUGAAGACCUAUGAAAACGCCUCCCUGAAGACUACCUCUACAUUAGCUCUGCUGAAUUUUGGACAAAGUGCUAUAUUUAGUAUUGGCUUAACAGCCAUCAUGGUGCUUGCUAGCCAGGGCAUUGUUGCAGGGAGCCUGUCUGUUGGAGACCUAGUGAUGGUCAAUGGAUUGCUGUUCCAGCUUUCUCUACCCCUGAACUUCUUGGGAACAGUAUACAGAGAGACAAGACAAGCACUUAUAGAUAUGAAUACCUUGUUUACACUUCUCAGCGUAGAUACCAGAAUUAAAGACAAAGAGCUGGCUCCACCCCUGCAGAUCACACCACAGACUGCUGCCAUCGCCUUUGAUAAUGUGCAUUUUGAAUACCUUGAGGGGCAGAAAGUCCUUGCUGGAGUAUCUUUUGAAGUCCCUGCAGGAAAGAAAGUGGCCAUUGUAGGAGGUAGUGGGUCAGGGAAAAGCACAAUUGUGAGAUUAUUAUUUCGUUUUUACGAACCUCAGAAAGGAAAUAUUUAUGUUGCUGGACAGAACAUACAAGAUGUCAGUUUGGAAAGUCUGAGAAAGGCAAUAGGAGUUGUACCCCAGGAUGCUGUUCUCUUCCAUAAUACUAUCUAUUACAAUCUACUCUAUGGCAAUAUCAGUGCAACACCGGAAGAGGUGUAUGCAGUGGCGAAGCUGGCAGGAAUCCACGAUGCUAUUCUUCGAAUGCCUAAUGGUUACAACACGCAGGUUGGUGAACGAGGACUCAAGCUCUCAGGAGGCGAAAAGCAAAGAGUUGCAAUUGCUAGAGCGAUGCUAAAGGAGCCACUUAUUUUUCUCUAUGAUGAAGCCACAUCAUCUUUAGAUUCAAUUACAGAAGAGAAUAUUCUGAGUGCCAUGAGGGACAUGGUGAAGCACCGAACAUCAGUCUUCAUUGCCCACAGGUUGUCAACAGUAGUUGAUGCAGAUGAAAUCAUUGUCCUGGAUCAGGGUAAAGUUGCUGAACGUGGUAGACAUGCAGACCUCCUUGCAAGCCCGAGCAAUCUCUAUUAUGAGAUGUGGCACACACAGAGCAGCAAAAUGCGAAAUAGCAGUAACAAUCAGAAAUGGGAAGAGAGAAACAAUCAGAUGUCCAAAGAGGAGGAAAGGAAGAAACUACAAGAAGAAAUUAUCAAUAGCGUGAAAGGCUGUGGAAACUGUUCUUGCUAAGUAUGAUCCUGGAUUAAUCUUCUAUAACAGGUUAAAAAUGCACAAUGUUGCAGUGAAGCACAGCUCUUGUUUUUAACUCAUGAUUCAAAAACUUCCUGGGUUUUGCAGUUUUUGGUUUUUACUGUUUCUCAGAGGAACAUAACUUCAACCAAAGAAGUCUUAUUUCUACAUCUUUACAAAUCCCUGGUAUUCAAUAGCAUUUGCAAGAGCUGAGCUUUUUCAAAAAAACCUUUAAAAUUACUUCUAACUAACAGUAUAUUUUAUGGCAGUUUUUAGGUAUUGGUAAAUUCUCCUGGUAGUUGCUUCAGAUGGAUCAUUAAAUUGUAAACAGAUUUGUGUUCAGUUUACAUUAUUUUUCAUCAUUAAUGGCUGAUAAAGAAGUCAUGUUUUAAUUGUAGUUGGGCUAAUAUGAACUUGUCUCCUAGUGAGGAAGAUGCAAUUUAAAUUCUUCAGGGGUGCUCUGGUGUGAAACUUUCUUCCUUCUGAAACUUAAGAAGAGCCCCAACAAAAUAUUGGAGGCUUCUAGUAGCAAACUAAGUAUUGAAAUAAUCCAUCUCACUGCUCCAAAGCACCUUUCACAUUGGACUAUCCAGGAAGUGCAUUAGUAUCCUCUUAAAAGAACUAGAAGUUCUAAGAGCUGAUAAAAAUCUGAAAUUAAACAGUGUGACUUUACAGAAAAUGUACAAAAUGUGUAAAUAUUAAGAAUUGGAAGCUUUCUCUUAAAUGAAAAAAUCAGAGUUCAGAAUUCUGUAUCCGCAACAUCUGCUUCAAAGUAGAAGUCAAAGCAGAACGCACUCACCUUGAUUUCAGUCAUGGUCUUGGGGAGCAAUUAAGAUUCAAUAAAGACUACCAUAAAUUUAUAUUAUGUCGUUAAUGUAUGAGAAAUCAACCUGGAUAAUAUUGCUCCAAUGAUCUCACUACUUCAGUAGACAAAAUUUCUUCAGUAUCAAGAAACCUUAAUUUCUGUGAUUUGCAGGACACCAGAGGAUUGUAUGUUUAGGCCUGACCUCUCCAGGGAGAUUUCCCAUGUCUGUUUAUCAGUAGUUAUGCUGCUAUAAUUCCUCAUUUGAGAUAUAUAUAUAUUUUUAAUAAGAAAAAGGACAUCUUUUUCUUGAUGUUUAAAAAUAACAUUUUUCUGGGGAAUUAUAACAGUAUAAUUACACUGUUGAAGUUAUGUUUAUAAAUCAGGUGCAAGAUGUCUCAGUGAGGGCACUAGCAAAGUACCGAAUUUGGUGCUUUUGGAAACUUAGCUGCAAAUACUGUUGGUUGGUGGGGUUUUUGUUUGCUUCUUGUUUUGUUCUGUUUUUUUUUUUUUUUUUUUUUUUUUUUUUUUUUUUGUUAUAGCUUUCUCUACAGCUGAAUACAGCAACAGUAACUUAAAGGAAGUUAAACCUUUAUCUUUUCUGCUAGCCAUUUGUUUUCUCAUUAUUAAAAUGAUGCAAGAAAAUAAAAUGUUAUUAAUCCUCAGGAAAAAAAUAUUUUAACAAUAACAUCAAAUGCGAAGACUUUUGCUUUCAUCCUUGGAGCAUAGAAGCAAAGUAAAGCCUUGUUAAUGUAGUGGCAGUCCAGAAUUAUUUUAAUUUACCAUCUUCCUUUUAUUUUUAGCAAGUGUCUCCUUUUUUUAAUUUGUAAUAGCAAGAUGGUAGAUUAUAAAGGUGCAGUUACCUCUGAACUGCCAGAAACAGUUAGCAAUAGUUGAAGCUUUUCCCUUUCCUAUAUUGUAACUAACAAAAACCAAACACCAUUCCUCCCCCAAGAGCUAGUUUUGGAAUUAAAUAAUUUGUCUACUGUUGCAUGUGGCAGAUAAUGUACAAAGGCUGUAAAUAGUAGUGUUUCAAUCUUGAACACCUUUUUCCUUUGGCACAAGUUUUAGAGAUGUGACUAGUCUGAAAGAUGGAGAAGGUUAGGGGGUUUUUUUGUUUUGUUUUUUCCCCUCCGUGAAGUUUUUCGCCUCCAACGUGACAGGGCUUUGAAAUUCCAGUGACUGUCUAAAGAGAGAACGAAAACUAGCAUUACGGCCUCUUUAAGUACUCUGAAACCACGAGCCAUUUUUAUGCCAAAUUUGUUUGUGUUUGUGGAGGGGAGGAAGUGUUCAGAUGAGUAAGUGAUUAUACAAAGCUGAUGUAUUUAAUCACUGAGGACAGAUUUUGCAAGUACUCCAAGAGGUGUGGGAGAAGGGAGCAUUUUCAGAUGGUAAAUAUCAGUAAUGAUCGAAGUUCAGUUAAAUCUGUAAAGGGUUUGAUAUGGCUGUAAGACUGUUGUCUAGCUCUGCCAUUUUUUUUUUUUAAGCCAAUCUGUAUGCUGCAGCUUUGUCCAGCUUUAUGCAAACUGAGUGAUGGGAAGCAACUCUUAAAGGCAUUUUCUAAAAAGAAGGCUCAUGAUACAGUAGAAUAUUUAUUUUAAAGAAUUGCAGUGACUUCUGGGAGAUGACUGAGAAGUUCUUGUGCCAUAGAGUUGCUAGAUAAACAUUCCUGACUUGUUCAUGGCUUUAUUCGAAUGUGCUCUGUGCUUAGCUAACUGCUUUUUGAGGCACGGGUUACAAAAAAUACACCUAACAAUUGUAAAUUUAGCAGCAGCACAUGGUAAAUGGGAGGGGGGAAGACUUCUGUACUGAUGAUAGCAAAAAGAUUUUUGCUUUCUUUUGGUUCCCCCCCACCACCUUCCCAAAUUAAGUGGGAAAAGCUUCCUAGAAAACCAGAAAAAGUUGCACAGCUGAAGAGUUGCAGAUGAGCAGGAUUCUCUGCUGCCACAACCUCCCGCUAUUCUAUCAAACAGAUGCAAGAGCAAAAUACUUAGUGUUAUGUUUUGCUUGUGAGCAAGCAUCUCAAGGAAGUAGACGCAAUACUUUGACUUUUUUGGUUACAAGAAGAUAAAACUUUUCCUUUUUUUUUUUUUUUUAAUUCUUAUGCCAUGACUCCAAAAUCACUAUUUUAAGCAGACAUUUAUGACACUUGCUGACUGGGAGAGUCACAGCUUUGGAGGCUCGGAUAAGAUCUGUAUUGCACUGAGUCUUGAGACAAUAUAUAUGGCAUCUCUUUAAAAAGAUGUAGUUUGUUACAGAAAAUCGAUUUAUUUUGAAGCUCUCUGACAGCCUCUGUGGAUCUUGGUAAUUCUGCUCUUCUGUAAUCCAGCACAUCACUUUUCUAAACAGCAGCUUUUCAUAUUUUUGGAAUUUUGCUGGAUUUGUAGCAGGUUGUUUUUCAAAAUUAAAGUCACCUACUACCAUUAUAAAAUCACUGUUUGCCAGUUCGGAGUCAAAAAGCCCUUUGUUUUUUCCUCUCAUUCUCUCCUUUUUUUAAAGGAAAUGUGCAUGUCUGAAAAGUGGACAGAAAAAUGAUUGGUUCUUGCACUGCAUAUUCAUCUAUUGACUCCAAACUUGCAGAAUUUAAUUUUAAUUCCCAUGCAAGAACUUACUGAGCACAGAGUGUGAAGACACGAAUCAGGCUUUGUUUGGUUAUUCUAACCUCCAAGUUAGCAAACUUGUGGUUUGAGGUUUUUGGCAGGUUGGUUUUGGUUUUCAAAAAUGGAAAUUCAUAACUUGCUACUUGCAGAUAAUCUCUCAGUUUACUCUCAGCAGUGCUGUUAUAUGGAUUAGUAGUUGCAUACAUCUCUUAAAAUUCAGAUUUUAAAUUAUGCUCAAGUUUCUUUUGAGGAUGGAAAUGUAAAAUAUACAUUGUACAGUAAGAUGAUAGAUGUUUCAAAAAGAAAGGCUAGUUUAAAACCACAUUGUAUAAACAUCUGCUGGAAGACUUCUUAGCCUGACUCUUGUUGUUCAUCUGUGUAUAGAUAAUUAUUACUAAAUAAAGGAUUUAUCUUUGUGAAUAGA